Messenger RNA from Notothenia coriiceps (black rockcod), 1265 nucleotides. Its product is annotated as tissue factor-like. Gene Ontology annotation, cellular component: plasma membrane. The annotation marks the transcript as partial. The record is from RefSeq and is a predicted model, not a curated record. The transcript is spliced from 4 exons. Lineage: Eukaryota; Metazoa; Chordata; Actinopteri; Perciformes; Nototheniidae. Gene Ontology annotation, biological process: blood coagulation; cytokine-mediated signaling pathway. Gene Ontology annotation, molecular function: protein binding; cytokine receptor activity.
CAUGUCCCUCUCUUCCUGUGCAGGGCCUACACGGCUGAUAUCCAGACUGAACCUGAUCUGGUGGACUAUGAUGAGGACCUGGAGAACUACCCUCACACAUACUCUGAUCCCUUCAACCCCUACAAAGAGAGUAAAAUCAGUGCGGUGGACAUCACGGUGGAGGCUGUGGAUGAGAACAGAGUCAUGGUCAACAUCACAGAUCCUCUGACCGGGAUUCACAGGCGUGGGAAGCAGCUCAGCCUCAGAGACGUCCUCAAAAAUGACCUCAAGUAUAAGAUCAGCUACCACAAGCCUGGAAGUACAGGCAAGAGAGACAUCAUAUCUGACUCGAGUAUGGCCGAGGUGUCGAAGCUGGAUGCAGGAGAGAGUUACUGCUUCAUGGCCGCAGCGUUCAUCCCCUCCAGACCCAAAGGCAGCCAGCUGGGGGCGUGGAGCCAGCAGCUGUGCACACCUCAAGUGUAUAGCAUCCUGCAUGAGCUGUACCUGGGCACUUGGGUCGGUAUAAUCUUCAUCCUGCUCACAGUCUUCUUCAUCAUCGUCACGGCGACCGUCCUCUGCUGCAGAUGCUGCCAACAGAGAAACUCAACUCAGUCAUCCACACCUGUUUAGUGUGUGUGUGUGUGUGUGUGUGUGUGUGUGUGUGUGUGUGUGUGUGUGUGUGUGUGUGUGUGUGUGUGUGUGUGUGUGUUUCUGUGUGUGUCUCUAUGAGUGGAUGUGUGUCUUUAGGGAGCUGGACUCUCUCCUUUUCUCUUUGUUCACAUUGUAUUUGUCAUUAUUUUCUUAUUGUAUGUUCACAUUAGCGUUAAUGUUUGUUGUGCUGCUUGUUCUAACACCUCUAUGUCUUUAAUAUCUGAAUUUUAAACCUGUUCACAUUUUUCAACUGUUGAAAUAAGCACUCAAAUAUUUUACUUUAGUAAAAGUAGUGUAGUCUAUUUUUUUAAUAGGAGAAGUCCUUCAUUCAAAAAUCGACUAAAAGUACAAAAGCAUUAGCAUCAAAAUAUGAUGAAAGUAUCAAAACUAAAAGUACUUAUCAUGAAGAAUGAUCUAUUCUCAGAAUAACAUAUUAUAUAUAUUUAUACAUUAUUGGUUACACAUCCAUAUGUGCAUUAUUUGAUUAGUUGAUUUAUAUUUGUAUUACUGACAUAAGCCUGCAUAAUAACUACAGUAAAUAAACUGAAUGUAAAGGAACAAAAAGUACAAUAAUUGGCUCAAAACUUUAGUGUAGUAGAAAAGCAUGUACGGCAUAGUAUAAAGCAUCAUAAAAA